AUGGCUAAUACACUUGCAGAGCUAAUAUUCAUCCCUGCCCCUGGGGUCGGUCAUCUCAAGUUAACCAUGGAGAUCGCAAAAUUACUUGUGAAUCGAGAUCAACGUCUCUUCAUAACCGUCCUUGUCAUCAAGCCUCUUAGCGUGAGUUCUGGCACAGCCGUCACUGCCUACAUAGAAUCAUUAGCUGAAAACAACAUGAAUCACAUAUCCUUCAUUCUACUACCUCAAGAUGAAACCCAACCGUUUCAUGACCCAAAAGAUCCGAGCAAUUCCCCAAUAGAGUUCAUCAAUAGUCACAGCAAAUAUGCUAGAAAUGCGGUUACUGACUUGAAAAGUCAACCAGGUUCGCGUUGGAUUGUUGGGUUUGUCGUUGACAUGUUUUGCACCAGCAUGAUUGAUGUGGCUAAUGAGUUUGAUGUUCCAACCUUCGUUUUCUUUACGUCUAAUGCUGCUUUUCUUGGAUUUACAUUAUAUAUUAAAACACUCUGUGAUGAUCUGAACAGAGAUGUUGUUGACCUGAGCAACUCAGGAACCGAGAUAUUGGUUCCAAGCUUUGUCAAUCCGGUGCCAACCAAAGUAUUUUGGAGUGGCGUCAAGACUAGAUCUGGACUGGAUUUUGUUCAGUGGUUUGCCCGGAAACUUGGAGAGGCAAAAGGAAUCAUCGUUAAUACAUUCUUGGAUCUAGAAACACACGCGAUAGAGUCCUUGUCUGCUGACACUAGCAUCCCGCCUUUGUAUCCGGUGGGACCCAUACUCAACUUAGAAGGCGGUUCUGGUGGUGGGAAACCUUUUGACGAUGACGUCGUUAGGUGGUUGGAUAGUCAACCAUCUUCCUCGGUUGUGUUUUUGUGUUUUGGGACUAAUGGAAGUUUUGAUGAGGUCCAAGUGAAGGAGAUAGCACGUGGACUAGAGCAGAGCGGAUACCGUUUCGUGUGGUCCCUACGUCGACCUCCGUCAGAUCAAACAUCAAGGGACCCAAGCGAUUAUGAGGAUCCGAGUGUGGUACUGCCAGAAGGGUUUUUGGAACGAACACGUGGAAUAGGGAAGGUGAUUGGGUGGUCCCCACAGGCGCCGGUGCUGGGUCAUGAAGCAAUUGGAGGGUUCGUGUCCCACUGUGGGUGGAACUCAUUGUUGGAGAGCUUAUGGUUCGGUGUACCAACAGCAACAUGGCCGAUGUACGCUGAGCAACAUAUGAACGCGUUUGAAAUGGUGGUGGAGUUGGGUCUGGCGGUGGAGAUAGAGUUGGAUUAUAUGAAGGAUUUGUAUAAUACCAAGGCUAAUACAAUCAUUGUGACAGCUGAACAGAUAGAAAGUGGGAUAAGACGGUUGAUGGAGGAUAACGAGAUUAGAAGAAAAGUGAAAGAGAUGAGUGCGAAGAGUAGAUCAGCUGUGGUGGAGGGCGGCUCAUCAUAUGCAUCUAUUGGUUGUCUGAUUCAAGAUUUUGUAAGGGACAACUUUUGAUCUGGACUUCUGAUUGUUGUGUUUUCUUGUUAAAGUUGGAAGUGUUUUUUUCAAGUGUUGAUGUAACCACAAAAAUAGUGUUGAUAACAAUCCUACUUUAUGGUUC
Molecule: messenger RNA, 1567 nt
Organism: Helianthus annuus (common sunflower)
Lineage: Eukaryota; Viridiplantae; Streptophyta; Magnoliopsida; Asterales; Asteraceae
Product: anthocyanidin 3-O-glucosyltransferase 2
Exons: 1
Coding region: 1-1461 (486 amino acids)
Molecular function (GO): UDP-glycosyltransferase activity
Source: RefSeq, a predicted model, not a curated record